Rhizopus microsporus ATCC 52813 is the source of this 678-nucleotide messenger RNA. RefSeq lists its product as uncharacterized. Lineage: Eukaryota; Fungi; Mucoromycota; Mucoromycetes; Mucorales; Rhizopodaceae. The record is from RefSeq and is a predicted model, not a curated record. The coding region runs from base 84 to 533 and encodes 149 amino acids. The transcript is spliced from 5 exons.
UUCUCUUUUUCCCUCUUUCUUUCGUUCUUUCCCUUUUUAUAUUUUCUUUUCUAUUAUUACUAUUAUUACUAUUAUCGGCGCGUAUGCAUAAUAGAUCCAAUAAGAGUUUAAACACGGAUAAAGAAGAAGAGGUUGCAAGUAUUGAAGCACAGUUUGAGUAUGUGAACAAGCUGUUGAAAUGGAGUAUCUUGGACUUGGAAAAGUUUAUUAAUACACUGAGGGCAAGAAUAUCAGCAGAAGAAGUUUACGUGUUGGCACUUGCCAAAAUAAUCAAGAAUAACACCAAUGCAACAACAACAACAACAACAACAACCAUAAAUAACAGUAAUAAUAAUAAUGCCCCGUCCACGACAUCCAGUUUUUUCGGUGACUAUACAACAUUAUAUCAGCAGUCAACUAGUCAUUAUGAAUCGUCGAUUGAAAAGAAGAUUGAAAUACGCAAGGAAUUUAUCAAUUGUCUGAAAUAUCAGACGGAGAUCCUAGUAAAACUCAAAGUAAAAGAGAUCAUCACGAACAAAGGAGAAAAAGGGUAAAGGCAGUAUUGAAUGAGAAGAAUGCGAAUUACUUGAAUUACAGGACGAGAGACAUUGUCAAGCUUCACAAAAAUUAUUUCAACAAGUGUUCAGAGUAUGUUAGCCUACAACAACAAGUGUUGAUCUCCUCUCAUGAUGAAAAGUC